AUGGCCCUUCCCGCCUUUAAUGUCACUGCCGCCACCACUCCGCCAUCGCUGUCGCCGCCGCUACAACUCCCCCAGCUCCAUAAUAAAAACUCCGCCUCCGCCGCCACCUACCGCAGCAAUAAUGACUCUACAGCUUCAUGGACCUCGUUAAUUGCCCGUCACUGCAAAAACGGCCGUUUAAUCGAGGCGGUUUCCGAGUUCACUCGCAUGAGGAAUUCCGGCGUUGAGCCUAACCACAUUACCUUCGUUACUCUUCUCUCCGGCUGUGCUCAUUUUCCUGCUCAAGCUCUGUCUCUUGGCUCUGCUCUUCACGGGUAUGCUAGAAAACUCGGGUUGGAUACUCAGAAUGUGAAAGUGGGUACUGCUGUUAUUGACAUGUAUUCGAAGUUUGGACUUGUGGGGCUUGCGAGAUUGAGUUUUGAUCAUAUGGGUGUUAAGAAUAAGGUGACUUGGAACACCAUGGUUGAUGGUUACAUGAGAAAUGGGGAUUUCAAGAAUGCGGUUAAGGUGUUCGAUGAAAUUCCUGAGAGAGAUGUUAUUUCCUGGACGGCUUUGGUUGGUGGAUUUGUCAAGAAUGGGCUUUUUGAAGAAGGUUUAGUAUGGUUUCGAGAAAUGCAGUUAUCUGGGGUUGAGCCUGAUUAUGUAACGAUGAUUUCAGUGCUUUCGGCUUGUGCUAAUUUGGGUACUCUUGGUAUAAGCCUAUGGCUACACCGGUUUAUCCUGCGACGUGAAUUUAAGGAUAAUGUUCGUGUUAAUAACUCGUUAAUCGACAUGUACUGUAGGUGUGGAUGCCUAGAAUUGGCGUGUCAGGUGUUUGAUAGAAUGACCGAGAGAAGCUUGGUUUCGUGGAAUUCAACCAUUGUUGGAUUAGCAGUCAAUGGGCACGCGGUAGAUGCUCUACAAUAUUUUGAUUUGAUGCAAAAUGAAGGUUUUCAACCGGAUGCAGUGACCUUUACAGGAGUUCUCACGGCAUGUAGCCAUGCUGGUUUAGUCGAAAAAGGGUUGAAGUAUUUCAAAGCAAUGAAGAGAGUUCAUAGGAUUACUCCUAGGAUUGAACACUACGGGUGUAUAGUUGACCUUUACAGUCGUGCUGGAAGACUGGAAGAUGCAUUAGGCAUUAUUAAGAAUAUGCCCAUGAAGCCAAAUGAAGUUAUAUUGGGGUCUAUAUUAGCUGCUUGUCGAAAUCUUAGCGAUGUAAGAUUAGCUGAAAGGCUAAUGCAUUAUAUCUACAAAUUGGAUCCGGAUGGAGAUUCAAAUCACGUGCUGCUUUCUAAUAUAUAUGCUGCAGUGGGAAGUUGGCGUGGAGCUAGUACUGUGAGGAAGAAAAUGAAGGCACUCGGGAUUCAAAAGAGACCGGGAAUUAGUUCUAUUGAGGUUGAUGGUGUCCUUAAUGAAUUUGUGGCCGGAGAUAGAUCACAUAUACAUGCAGAGCAGGUUUACGCAAUGCUUGAGCAUUUGUCAGGUGAGUUAAAAGUGUCUGGAUAUGUUGAAGAUGAUUUUAGUGAAUUAUAUGAAUGUGGUUAAUUACUUUCAU
Molecule: messenger RNA, 1534 nt
Organism: Solanum verrucosum
Lineage: Eukaryota; Viridiplantae; Streptophyta; Magnoliopsida; Solanales; Solanaceae
Product: pentatricopeptide repeat-containing protein At1g05750, chloroplastic
Exons: 1
Coding region: 1-1524 (507 amino acids)
Biological process (GO): RNA modification
Molecular function (GO): protein binding; RNA binding
Source: RefSeq, a predicted model, not a curated record